Molecule: messenger RNA, 3330 nt
Organism: Penicillium crustosum
Lineage: Eukaryota; Fungi; Ascomycota; Eurotiomycetes; Eurotiales; Aspergillaceae
Product: Pfs, NACHT and Ankyrin domain protein
Exons: 2
Coding region: 1-3330 (1109 amino acids)
Molecular function (GO): protein binding
Source: RefSeq, a predicted model, not a curated record
AUGAAAUUUGCGUACUCAAGCAUGAAGGGCAAAGGCCGUCACAAGCAUACGAUUACUGCUUCCUUUUUCUUCAAUGCUCGAGGAAGUGGCUUGGAAAAAUCGAUAUCAGGGAUGUAUCGAUCAUUACUGCUUCAACUACUUGAAGGGUACCCCGACCUUCAGGUUGUUUUAGACGAUUCUGAGCUAGUUCCCAAAACUCAAAAUGGUCCCCCUUCCUUGAAUAUUCUUAAGGAUCUAUUCGCUAAUGCGGUUUGCGCCCUUGGUCAACGCUCGUUUACCUGCUUUGUCGAUGCUCUCGACGAGUGUGAUGAACAACAAGUUGUGGACAUGGUCCAGUACUUUGAAGAGCUAGCCGAAAGAUCUACGGCAAAAGGGGUCCCAUUUCGAGCCUGUUUUUCAAGUCGACACUAUCCCUACAUCUUCAUUCAUCGGGGCCUCCGACUUACACUAGAGGAUCAACCAGGCCAUGCGGAAGACUUGGCAACCUACGUCACAAGUCGCCUCCGAAUCAAAGAACCCAAGCUUGUCGAAGAGCUGCAACCACAACUCAUUAGUAAAGCUGCUGGCGUUUUUAUGUGGGUCGUCUUAGUGGUUGAUAUUCUGAACAAAGAGUACCGACAUGGUGGAAUGGCUCUUAGAAUAAGACUCGCGGAAAUACCCAGUGAUCUUAGCAAGCUAUUCAAAGAUAUCUUAAGACGUGAUAAUGAAAAUACAGAAGCUCUCCUGCUCUGUGUUCUCUGGAUUCUAUACGCAAAGGACCCUUUACGACCGCAGGAGUUCUAUUAUGCCCUCUGGUCUGGUUUGUGUCUGAAGAGUUUGGUCGACAGUCGAAUUCCGGAUGUCACCGUCCUAGGUACUGGUGCUGGCGAUGACACGGUUAGCAGAUAUGUUAUCAGCUCCUCAAAAGGACUUGCCGAGAUCACAAGAUCAAACCAGCCUAGAGUUCAAUUUAUCCAUGAAUCUGUCCGAGACUUCCUUAUCAAGGAUAAGGGCCUGUAUGAAUUGUGGCCUGAGUUUGGUUUUGACUACGAGAGCAUAGGCCACGAGAAACUCAAACAAUGCUGCAGCCUCUAUGCAAAUCAUAUUUUGAUCUGUACAUCUGUUAGCAAGCUGCUUUCAGAGUCUAACUCUAACGACCGGAAGGAAAUAUCAAACGAUUAUCCCUUCUUGAAGUAUGCCAGUGAAAACACCCUCUACCAUGCCAACGCAGCGGCAAAAGCUAUUCCUCAAGAGGCAUUUCUGGCCUCUUUUCCCAUCUCUAACUGGAUCAAUACCAACAAUGUUUUCGAAAAGUUCAACAAUCGGAAGUAUACUAUGAGUGCGAGUCUAUUUUAUAUUCUAGCAGAUAAGGGAUACCCGGAGCUAAUCCGGGCAAGGCUCAAAGCGGAUUCUGAAAUUCAUAUUUUGGGGGAGAGAUAUAAGUUCCCACUGUUUGCCGCGUUGGCUAAUGGGCACAGAGACGCUGUCGCUGCUCUUUUAAACACAUCCUCGAGAUUUUCAGAUGGCAUUGACAUUACAGAGGGCCUCAACCACAGGAAAGAUUUGAAAGAAUACGAAGAUCGAACACCCCUAUCUUGGGCUUCCCAGGGUGGGCGAGCACGUAUUGUCGAACUACUCUUGCAAUCGAGACCGAGUGGAGAUGAGAUGGAUAGAGGGGGGCGAACACCAAUUUCACGUGCCUCCGAGAAUGGCCACGAGGCGGUGGUGAGACUUCUCAUCGACAACGGAGCCAAUGUCAACGCUGGCGACAAAAACGGAUGGACACCACUUCAGCGAGCCUCAUCAAAUGGCCACGAGGCGGUGGCGAGACUUCUCAUCGAAGAAGAAGCUAAUGUCAACGCUAGCGAUAAAGAAGGACGGACACCACUUUCAUAUACCUCUGAGAACGGCCACGAGGCGGUAGCGAGGCUUCUUAUCAAAAAAGGAGCUAAUAUCAACGCUGGCGACAAAAACGGAUGGACACCACUUCAGCGAGCCUCAUCAAAUGGUCACGAGGCGGUGGCGAGGCUUCUCAUCGAAGAAGAAGCUAAUAUCAACGCUGGCGACAAAAACGGAUGGACACCACUUCAGCGAGCCUCAUCAAAUGGUCACGAGGCGGUGGCGAGGCUUCUUAUCAAAAAAGGAGCUAAUGUCAACGCUAGCGAUGAAUAUGGACGGGGAUCACUUUCAUUUACCUCAUCAAACGGCCACGAGGCGGUGGUGAGACUUCUCAUCGACAACGGAGCCAAUGUCAACGCUAGCGAUAAAGAAGGACGGACACCACUUUCAUAUACCUCUGAGAACGGCCACGAGGCGGUAGCGAGGCUUCUUAUCAAAAAAGGAGUCAAUGUUAACGCUAGCGACAAAGAAGGACGGACACCACUUCAGCGAGCCUCAUCAAAUGGCCACGAGGCGGUGGCGAGGCUUCUCAUCGAAGAAGAAGCUAAUGUUAACGCUAGCGACAAAGAAGGACGGACACCACUUCAGCGAGCCUCAUCAAAUGGCCACGAGGCGGUGGCGAGGCUUCUCAUCGAAGAAGAAGCUAAUGUUAACGCUAGCGACAAAGAAGGACGGACACCACUUCAUCGAGCCUCAUCAAAAGGCCACGAGGCGGUGGCGAGGCUUCUCAUCGAAAAAGAAGCUGAUGUCAACGCUAGCGACAAAGAAGGCCUGACACCACUUCAAGGGGCAUUAAAAAAUGGCUAUGAGGCGAUGCUGGUUUUGCUCAACCCCCCGACAAAUCUUCAUCAAAUGGCCACGAGGGGAUGGACACCACUUCAUUGGGCUUCAUCAAAAGGCCGCGAGGCGGUAACGAGGUUUCUUAUCAAAGAAGGAGCUAAUGUCAACGCUAGCGAUGAAUAUGGACGGGGAUCACUUUCAUUUGCCUCAUUAAACGACCACGAGGCGGUGGUGAGACUUCUCAUCGACAACGGAGCCAAUGUCAACGCUAGCGACAAAGACGGACGGACACCACUUUCACAUGUCUCGUCAAAUGGCUACGAGGUGGUAGCGAGGCUUCUUAUCGAAAAAGGAGCUAAUGUCAACACUAGCGACAAAGAAGGACGGACACCACUUCAUCGAGCCUUAUCAAAAGGCCACGAGGCGGUGGCGAGGCUUCUUAUCGAAAAAGGAGCUAAUGUCAACACUAGCGACAAAGAAGGACGGACACCACUUCAACGAGCCUCAUCCAAUGACCAUGAGGCGAUGGCGAGGCUUCUUGUUGAUGACGGAGCUCAACUGGAGCGACGAACUAGUAAGCAGACUUCCAUUCUUCACUUCCUUAUUCUCUUGGCCUCCUAUUCCCCGUUACUGAGCAGCUCAAUUUCUCUUGAGCGAAAGAUAUAUAGCUAA